Molecule: messenger RNA, 1620 nt
Organism: Seriola dumerili (greater amberjack)
Lineage: Eukaryota; Metazoa; Chordata; Actinopteri; Carangiformes; Carangidae
Product: E3 ubiquitin-protein ligase TRIM21-like
Exons: 1
Coding region: 1-1620 (539 amino acids)
Molecular function (GO): protein binding; zinc ion binding
Source: RefSeq, a predicted model, not a curated record
AUGUCAGCUGCCAACUGUCUGCUGUCUGAAGAGAGCUUUCUGUGCUCCAUCUGCCUGGAUGUGUUCAACACUCCUGUCACCUUACAGUGUGGUCACAACUUCUGCAGGAGCUGCAUCACUCAAAACUGGAGAAUCAAUAGAAAAUACCAGUGUCCUGUGUGUAAAAAGCAUUUUGACACAAGUCAUGAGCUGCAUGUCAAUAUUUUUAUCUCUGAGAUGGUUGCUCAGUUCAGAGAGUCAGCUGUAAAGACAGCCUCAGAGGUUGCCAAACCAGGAGAGGUCCCCUGUGACAUGUGCACUGGGGUCAAACUGAAGGCUCUCAAGUCCUGCCUGGUGUGUCUGGCCUCGUACUGUGAAACUCACCUGCAGCAACAUCAGACAGUGUCAGGCCUAAAAAGACACAAGCUCAUGGACCCACUGGAUAACCUGGAAGACAGAAUAUGUACGAAGCACAAUGAACUCUUGGAGCUGUUCUGCAAGACUGAGCAGAUGUGUGUAUGUCAGUUUUGUAAUGAGUCAGACCAUGAAACACAUGACGUUGUUCCUCUUAGUGAAGAAUGCGAAGUAAGGAAGACUGACCUGGAGAGGACGCAGGCUGGAUUUCAGCAGAUGAUCCAGGAGAGAGAGCUGAAGAUACAGGAGCUCAGACGGUCAGCAGAGAUCAGCAUGGCCGCUGCAGACAAAGAGACAGCAGAUGGUGUGCAUGUCUUCUCCGAUCUGAUGCAGUUUGCUGAGACAGGCCUGGCUGAGCUGAGUGAGCAGAUUAAAAAGAAACAGAAAAUGACAGCCAAAUCUGCUGAGGGCUUCAUCAAAGAGCUGGACCAGGAGAUCUCAGAGCUGAUGAAGAGGAACAGCGAGGCUCAGCAGCUGUCAUGCUCUGAUCACUUCCACCUCCUGCAAAACUUCUCAUCUCUGAAUGCUUUUCCAAACACUAAGGACUGGAACAAAGUCAGUAUCCAUCAGCCAUCGUUUGAGGGAGCUGUGGCCAGAGCUGUGGCUCAACUUAGGGAAACGCUCAACAAAGUUACGACGAAGCUGCUCGAGUCUGAAUUGAAGAGGGUGCAGCAGUGCGCAGUGGAUGUGACUCUUGAUCCUAACACGGCACAUCCUAGACUCAUCUUGUCUGAUGAUGGUAAGCAAGUAAAUCACAGUGAUGUGGAGAAGAAUCUCCCAGACAAUCCAGAGAGAUUUUCAUACUGUGUCAUGGUCUUGGGGAAGCAGAGCUUCUCCUCUGGCAGAUUCUACUAUGAGGUGGAGGUUAAAGGGAAAACUAAAUGGGAUUUAGGAGUGACCAGCGUGUCGGCAAACAGGAAAGGACAAGUGACAUCAAGCCCGAAGGCCGGCUACUGGACCCUGCAGCUGAGGAAUGGAAAUGAGUAUGUAGCUCUUGCUGACCCUGAUGUUGUGCUGUCUCUGAAAUCACAGCCUCAGAAGGUGGGGGUGUUUGUGGACUAUGAGGAGGGACUGGUCUCCUUUUAUAAUGUUGAUGUUGCAGAUAUUAUCUACUCCUUCACUGGCUGCUCCUUUCCAAACAAACUCCUCCCAUUCUUCAGCCCCUGUUUCAAUGAUGGUGGUAACAACUCUGCCCCUCUCAGGAUCUCCAUUGUUCAACUGAACUGA